Camellia sinensis is the source of this 2543-nucleotide messenger RNA. Its product is annotated as receptor-like protein 4. Gene Ontology annotation, molecular function: protein binding. The record is from RefSeq and is a predicted model, not a curated record. Lineage: Eukaryota; Viridiplantae; Streptophyta; Magnoliopsida; Ericales; Theaceae.
CUCAACCAGUCCUCAUCAGUUCGUUUAUUUCCCUCAUCCGUCUCUCUAAACUUUUCUACUCGUUUUCCGUCAUAUCUCUUCCCUCCUCAUCACCGUGUCCAAACACCACCACAAAACAUGUCUCCUCUCUACCUCCUUCCCUUCUUCUUCUUCUUCUUCUUCUUCUUCUUCCCUUCCCUUUCUCUCUCCUAUCUUUUCAACACUGUCUACCACAUAGACUGCGGCGGAUCCACCGACUCCACCGACAACUUCAACACCACCUGGCUAUCUGACCGCUUCUUCACCUCCGGCUCCUCCGGUCUAGUCUCCGAACCACUCCGGUUCAGAAGCCUCCAAGAGAAGACCCUUCGGUUCUUCCCAAUCUCCUCCGGCAAGAAGAACUGCUACAUCGUCCCGCUCCCGACCGGCCGGUUCUACAUCCGAACUUUCACCGUCUACGACAAUUACGAUGGCAAGUCCCACUCUCCCAGCUUCGACCUCUCCGUCGAAGGCACUCUCGUCUUCAGCUGGCGCUCCCCUUGGCCGGAGCAGGUUAGCCGCAUCGGCGCAUACUCCGAUCUCUUCGCCUUCGUCUCCGACGGCGAAGCCGACAUUUGUUUCUACAGCAUUGCCACCGAUUCACCAAUCAUCGCUUCUCUCGAGCUCAUCCAGAUCGAUCCGGCGUCGUAUGAUUCGGCCUCGAUCGGAAACGGUUCGGUUUUGGUUAAUUACGGUCGGUUGAGCUCCGGUUCGGAACAGUGGGGCCCGGGGUUCAGCAACGACGUCGAUCUCUUCGGCCGGACUUGGCAGUCAGACGCGGAAUUUCGGUCUCCGAACUCGGUCGAAGUCAAGGCCGUGUCGGCGAUAAAGAAUGUGGUGAAUACGGAUCAGAGUCCGAACUAUUUUCCGGUGAAAUUGUAUCAGACGGCGCUUAUGGGGACUGGAAAUGGUGCUUUGGAGUACGAAUUGCCUGUGGAUGCGAAGCUGGAUUACUUGUUGUGGUUUCAUUUUGCGGAGAUUGAUGUGAGUGUGAACAGGCAAGGGCAGAGAGUGUUUGAUGUGGUGGUAAAUGGUGAGAAUAUGAGUAGGGUUGAUAUAUUCAAACAGGUUGGGAGUUUUGCUGCGUAUGAUUGGUAUUGUACAGUGAAGAAUUUGAGUAGUACCAUUUUGAGUGUGAAGCUUGUCCCUGUUGUUGGUGUACCUAUAAUUUGUGGGCUCGAGAAUUAUGCGAUCGUCCCGGCGGAUCUCUCUACUGUUCCUGAUCAAGUGGUUGCUAUGAGCGCUUUGAAAGAGUCACUUCGUGUUCCAGAUAGAAUGGGUUGGAAUGGAGACCCUUGUGCUCCUACUAAUUGGGAUGCUUGGGAAGGUGUUACUUGCCAUCCUAAUAAGGAUGAAACUGCUCUUGUGAUCUUCCAAAUAGAUCUUGGGAGUCAAGGCUUGAAAGGGUAUAUUAGUGACCAGAUUGGUCUUUUGACAAACUUGGUAAGCUUGAACCUGAGUUCUAAUUCGUUGGGAAGUUCUCUACCCUCAGGCCUGGGUCUUAAUUCUCUUAAAAAGCUGGAUUUGUCUAACAAUCGAUUUACUGGGUCCAUACCAGAUAGUCUUGUUUCUUCAAAUUUGCAGCUUGUGAUACUGAAUGACAACUCACUGGAAGGACAAGUGCCAGAAGGUCUUUAUUCAAUUGGUGUCCAUGGUGGAGCUAUUGAUCUCUCUGGCAAUAAAGGCUUGUGUGGUGUACCUUCUUUGCCAGAAUGUCCACUAUUCUGGCGAAGGUACAGCUUGUCUACCGGUGGCAAAAUUGCAAUAGGCAUAUCAGCUGUGGUUAUGUUUUGCAUUCUUUUGUUAGUGAUAUACAUGUGCUGUAUCAGGAGGGGGCAUCACGAUUAUGACUUUGCUCUACCUCAAGAAUUGAUGGCGCUUUCUGCAAAGAGAAACAGAUAUCAUAGGCAGAAAUCAUUGAUGACUCUUGAAAUGGAGAGCCAACAUGCCAAAGGCUUCAUAUCAAAUUUGAACUCAAAUUAAAGGAGUCUUCUUGAAAAGGAGAAUACUGAUUUUGAUCAACGUCCCACGUGCCAAGAGGGUGUCAAGAGAGGACCUCGAAUGUAUUUAUAGAAAUUACACAUCAUGUGAAGUGAGGAAUGACACCGAUGCUCCAAAAAGAUCUGACUUUUGGGUUUUCAACUCUUUUUUUUCCCCAACAAUUCGCACUGAUAUGGGGUCUUGAAACCACAUGGUUUGUAGGAUGCAUUGUAUCUCAUUCAUAAAUCAAACUGAACAAAAACCAUAUGCCUCCCAAUGUAUCAUACCCAAUUUUCGGGCAUUUGAUGAAUAUAAUAUGUGAAUAUUUCAAAUUUCAUGCAUGGAGACGAUUGCCCCGUGGUGGUUCCAAGCGGCCCCAGGACAUUAUCACUGCAUGAGGUCUUGCAGAUCCUUGUCUCAAUGCCUUGACACUGACUGGUUGAGCUUGGAAUUAAUCAUUAUUUGUAUACUGCUGUAUAUUUUUGCAUUUUACUGUAACAAAAAUCAUCGUAAAGCUGUUUAAUAUACCUUAAUUGCUUGUGUUA